GCAGCAGGCUCAAGCUGAGUAUGAGCUGAGCAAGUAAGACUAGCUCUCUAAUCGCCCCAACGUGCGAACCCCGCUUGCGUGUCGAGUAGAUAUCUCCAACUAUUCUGCGGAGACUCUGCGCUCCUCCCUGCGGUGGAAGCAGGUCUUCGCGGAUAUUUGAACGAUCGCUUGGAACUCACAAUCCUGCGCCUUGCGAUACAAGGAGCAUUCUUAGUUCUUACCGACGGGAAUCGCUUGCAUUUCGUUACGGGCGGUCACAUAGUAAUUGCGAGCCACAGCCUCUCGCAAGUCAGGUUCGAUUUGGAGGACGAUACAUGGUCACUCAUAGGAGACACGGAUCGAUCGACAUGAUAUCGAUCUUCCAGGAAAUCCCCACCAGCGAAGCUUCUGAACGAGAUUCGGAAAGCCAAAGUGCAUUCAGUAUUCCGACUCUCGGACGAGACCCCCGAACCUCCCACCUUUCAGCAGUUUCAGCACCGGCAAAGCUAUCGUUCUUUGCAGGCGUUCCUCUGACCACGGAGGAUGGACACAAUAUUGGCGCCAUCUGGGUCGCGGAUCCAGAUGAAAGACCACCAUUGGCUGCCUCCGAGGUCGAAUUCCUAACCAAUACUGUACGAAGAUGUGUGAACUUGCUGGAGCUGGCGAGGGAGCGUAACUUUCACGACAAGUGGACGGCUAUGCAGGAAGAACUCGAAGUAUUCCUCCAAUCACGCUCGUUAUGUGCUUCAUCACGGGAGGAACCUCGGACUUGGGAAGGGCGCAAGUCAUCGAGGAUGAAGGGAGCCAUGGAUAAGUCAGAAGAACAUGAAGUGAAGCGGAUAAGACCCGGGCCGCUGACAGGUGUGAGUGAUCCACCAGUCGAAAGUAGAGAGUCACAAAGACUGGUCGAUACCGAGACUGAGCGCGACCAUAUCCACGCUAAGUGCGACGACGCGGAAGACGCAAAGCCGUUGACAGCCAAGCGAGGAAAAGAUGGUGAGCGAAAGGGCGAGACGGCAAACUGGAAAGUCUUUCGAAGAGCCGCUGAGUGUCUGCGCUCUGCCCUGAAAACUGACAGCGUUGUGUUAGUCGAUGGCCUUAUGGGCUACCAUGGAGAGGCACAGUCUGCUGCCGAGCCAGAACAAGAGCUUGAGCGCGAAACCGUGCAUCCACCUGCCCACCUUAAUUAGUCGGCAUCAGCGAAAGCAACGAGUAACCGACCGGACGAUAC
Molecule: messenger RNA, 1210 nt
Organism: Didymella exigua CBS 183.55
Lineage: Eukaryota; Fungi; Ascomycota; Dothideomycetes; Pleosporales; Didymellaceae
Exons: 2
Coding region: 315-1169 (284 amino acids)
Source: RefSeq, a predicted model, not a curated record